This is a messenger RNA of Gigantopelta aegis, 1665 nucleotides long. RefSeq lists its product as uncharacterized. The record is from RefSeq and is a predicted model, not a curated record. The transcript is spliced from 7 exons. Bases 45 to 1451 code for a protein of 468 amino acids. NCBI's taxonomy places the organism in Eukaryota, Metazoa, Mollusca, Gastropoda, Neomphalida, Peltospiridae.
UAGAAACGGUUCACGUUAAAGAGAUAACGUUUAUUUCGGAUACCAUGGAUUGUUUUCGCCUCAUUCUACUGAUGUCUAUGUUGCGGUAUUCGCUGCAGGAUGUGACUAUAGAAGCAUAUCCAUCAACCAAUGUCAAAAGAGGUCAACAAGUCGUACUGACGUGUCGUGUUUCACAAGCAUCGAACUUGAACACAACUAUAUAUUUUAAAGUUUGGUUAAAUGGCAAGAAGAUGUCUGCCUGUACUAUUGAACAGCUGGGAUCACACUGUAAUGUUACGAAUUCUAAUGGAUAUCAAUGCAAAUGUUUUAAUGGAACAGACACGGCUAGCACUUCCACAAAACGUUACCAGCUUACAGUAGACACAUGCACUGUUGUUACCUUUGAUCCGUUCGACUGGUGGUGCCAUACUGCUACGUGGAGUAAAAAUGCAAGAAUUCGAAUUAGCGGGAAAUGCCCAACAGAUCGAGUAGCAGACAAGAUUGACAACACAAUAUCACGUGUUCCAGUAGUGAAGGUGCAAAAAAUGAUAUAUCCUCAUAACAAGACGAUCAAGGUGAUUUGUGAAGCUGACGGAAAUCAUGCAAACUAUAAGUUCUACACAUUCACUCACAUACGGAAAGGAAAAACCAUCACAGAAUUAAAUGGGACGUAUGUGUUGCCUAAUAAAUACGUCUUGACUAUCCACCCAUACAGCUACAACGACAGCGGGACAUACCAAUGCAGUGUGUCAAAUGGCGUUAAAGGAUCCACAAAUGUCCAAGAACAAACAGGAAUAAUAGCAAUAAAUAUUGAACCGAUGGCGGAUAUGGUACCCAGAGAACUGCUAAUCCUGGUAGCGUCUGGUAUAGCAGGACUUGUGAUUCUAUUGGUUAUAAUCGUGACCGCCUGUGUCAUCAACAAGGGAACAAAUUCAAAGAAAGCAGUAUCAGUGAUUGAAGUAAAGGAAGACACCCCACAGAAACGAACAGGGCCGGUAAUGGAAGACAACGAUCUCUACGGACAAGGAGCGGGAGGACCUAGUGUGUCGUUUGCGAGCUUUGGACAUGAAGACAUCAGCGAUAUGUAUUCAGUCGUCAACACGGAUGGCAGGACUGCAGACGAUGACGUCAGCACAAACCCUGCCGACGAUGACAUCACGUCCAUGUACGCUGCCGUCAACAAAGGACAAAGAUUCCGGGCUGAGGAACAGAACACAAUGGACGAAGACGAACUCAGUUCUACAUAUGCUGUUGUUAAGAAGACCAAGAAGUCGGGAGACAAAACAAAGAAGGGCAAAAAGACGAAGGGAACUCACGACGAUGGUGCAGAUGACAUUUAUGCACAGGUCGACAAGAAGAAAAUGAAAGGGAAGAAGCACAAAUCUGCGGAACAGAAAGAUGAAACAGAGCCUCAAGCUGUGGGCUACCUCAACCCCCAGACCACAUUCUGCAGUGUCUAUGAAGCUAUCUGAACAUGUCAAACCGUAGACAUAGAAGUAUGUGUCAGAUAUUUUUAAAGAUCUAAAAGUAGUAGUAAUUGAUUUAUAACGUUAUGCCCACAAGCGAUGAUAUAAUGGUAUUUAGCAUAUAACUGAUACAAUGUUGCAUUACAUUACUAUUACUAUAAACUAUAGUACAUUAGUGCAUUAGUAUCAGUGGACAUUUUUAAGCAGACCCGUAGGAACG